Messenger RNA from Rotaria sp. Silwood1, 2340 nucleotides. The record is from the annotation of a GenBank genome assembly. Lineage: Eukaryota; Metazoa; Rotifera; Eurotatoria; Philodinida; Philodinidae.
AUGGCAUUUGAUUCAAAAGCAGCUGGUAGUAUAGUGACAAAAGAAAUCGAAUCUCGUCUUAAACAAAUACCUGAACAUUUCUUUGAAGUCUUUCUUGAGAUUCGUGAACCAGUUGAAGAUGAAAUACCAGAAAUUUUAAUUAAAUAUCCAAAUGAUUUUUCUGAUGAUAGUCUUAAAAAUGUAACGAAUUUUGCUUAUCCAUGUAAAAUACCAUCAGAUGAACAAAGUGAACAUUUUGCAUUUGUUAUACUUGAUACAACUGGUACUCUAUUUCGUUUUGGUUAUUGUCGACGAUCGAAUCGUGAAUCUACUUGUUUAUGUAUUAUUAGUUUUUAUCCAUGGUUUGAAACAUUCUAUAAAAUUUUAAAUGAUUUAUCUCAUAUAAUUAAUUCAAAAUCAACUGCCGAUAUGGAACAAUUGUUAUCAUCAUUAUAUAAUUAUAAAUUAAUGUCAAUUGAAGAGUUUUAUAAAAAUGAAGGAAAAGAAUUGAUUGAAAUAAAUACUCUUUCGAAAAAUUAUACAUAUACUCGUCCUGAUCCGCGAAAACUUCCGUCAAUAUUAACUAGUCGUAAUUUUACUGUUAUGGUUUCACGAUUGGGUCCAGACAUAAUGUUACGUCUUUUUUCACAUUUACUUUUUGAACGACGUAUUCUAUUUGUUUCAUCGAAACUUUUUCAUUUAACUGCAUGUGCAUAUGGAUGUUCACAUUUAAUUUAUCCAAUGCACUGGCAAAGUAUAUUUUUACCAAUACUUCCUUCAUCAAUGACAUGGACUACACAAUGUACUGCACCAUAUAUAAUUGGAAUGCAUUCAAGUUUAUUUUCGACAUUAAAUAUGGAUGAAUUAGGUGAUGUUGUAAUUGUUAAAAUUGAUGAACGAAAAAUUGAAUCACAAUAUGAUGAUCUUAAUUUAUUUCCUAAAUAUUUAAUUCGAAGUAUGAAAAAAGGUUUACAACAAUCAUCACAAUUAGCUGGAGAUCAUUUAGCAAGAGUUUUUCUUCGAGCUAUGGCAUUUUCUAUUGGUAAUUAUGCAAAUGGUUUUGUAAUUAAAAAUGAUAAAUUAGAUUUUGAUCGAGAUCGUUAUCUUGAACCAUAUCUUGGAUCUCAUAUACAUUCAUUUAUGUCUGCUGUUGCUCAUACACAAAUGUUUGAACAAUUUUCACGAUAUCGAACUUAUGCACAACUUCAACGUGAAAUUGAUGUUGAUGAAUUUGAUCUUGAAGUUGAUAAUUUACAAAAACUUCAACAAUCAAAAAAAGCAACAAAUCCAUUAAUUGAACAAGUACAAAAUAAAACUGAAAAACUUCAUACAGCUCUUAAUAAAGCUGGACAACGUGUUGCUAGUGAAGCAUCAUCAGUAAGAAAUAAUUUAACAUCAUUCGAUAUUAAUGAUGUUAUUAAACGAGUACAUACUUCUAAAAUUCCUGAUGGUAUUACAUUAAAUCAUGCUCGUGAAAUAAAAUCAAUUCAUCAAUCAAGUUCACCUGAUUUACUCAAUGAAAACUCUAUUCCUUAUGCACAAAUACGUUCAAAAGAAGAUAUUUUCUCUUCUGAUCCACAAUUAAUUCAUGAUGAUCAAAUAUUAUCAUCAUCAUCAGAUUCAUCACCUUCAUCAACACCUGAACUUGAACGACAUAGAAGUAAUCCAUUAAUAAAUUUGGAGAUUGAUGAUGAUAAUCAAUUAUUACCAUCUCCUAUUGUUCUAAAUGUAAUUCAUACACCAGUAACACCACCAAUUCAACGUCAAACUCCUCAAAUUGAUUCAAAAAUUAAACAAUUACAAAAUGAACUUCAAUAUAAAGUACAAACAUUUGAUAGUAAACGUAUUGAUCCACGAAAUGAAUAUGGUCAACAACAAAGAGAAAUAAAAAAACUUGUUGAACAAUUUGAUCCACUUGAUGAUUCAAAUUAUUCAAAUAAACCAAAAAGAAAUUCUAAUGAAUAUUUUCCUUCAAUGCCAGUUAUAUUUCGUUCGGAUGAUAAAAUAUCAUCACAUAUAUCUGAUCGUCAUCCAUCUGUUUAUGAAACGAUACCAACAAAUUAUGUUAAUAAUGUUUUACAUAAUAUACAAACAACAUAUGGUACAACAAGUCGAAUAAAUUUACGAUCAACUUAUUCAAUGCAAACAAAAUCACAAGAAAAUAAUUUAAAUCAUUUUUCUCCAGCAUUAACUGCACCUGCAAAUUUAUUUCCAACAAAAACUUAUACAAAUAUUACAGAUGAUCCAUCAUCAAGUUUUGAUCCAUUAGCACCAUCAAAAGAGAAAACUUUAUAUUCAAAUAUUCAAUCAUCAUCAUCAUCGUCAGAGAUGAAUGGAUCGAAUUUAAUUGAUUUUAAUUGA